CCUCCGCCACUGCCGGAGCCCGCGCGUCCCGGGGGCCCCAACGCGCAGCUCUACCCCAAGUCCGGCGGUCAUCCGGCGGCCGCCCCGUUCACCAAACCAGGCAGGCAAGUCGUGCGCUCCAAAGUGCCGCAGGAGACCCAGAGCGGCGCGGGCUCGAGGCUGCAGGUUCACCAGAAGCAGCAGCUGCAGGGGGUCAAUGUCUGUGGAGGGCAGUGCUGCCAUGGCUGGAGUAAGGCCCCUGGUUCCCAGAGGUGCACCAAACCAAGCUGUGUUCCGCCAUGCCAGAAUGGAGGGAUGUGUCUCCGGCCUCAACUCUGUGUGUGUAAACCGGGGACCAAGGGCAAAGCCUGUGAGACGACAGUUGCCCAGGACACUUCGUCACCAGUCUUUGGAGGGCAGAAUCCUGGGGUUGCCUCCUCUUGGGUUCCUCCUGAGCAAGCAGUAAAGCACACUGCAUCUAAGAAGGCAGACCUUCUACCAAGAGUCAGUCCUGUGGCCCAGAUGACCUUGACCCUCAAGCCAAAGCCUUCAGUAGGAGUCUCCCAGCAGAUUCAUUCUCAAGUGAUGCCCCUUUCCUCACAGAAUGUGAUGAUUCAUCAUGGCCAGUCCCAGGAAUAUGUGCUCAAGCCCAAGUAUUUUCCAGCUCAGAAGAUGAUUUCGGGAGAGCAGUCCACGGAUGCUUCAUUCCCACUAAGAUAUGGGCAGGACCACCUUGCCUCACCUUUUCAGUUGAGUAACCACACUGGCCGCAUCAAGGUGGUCUUUACUCCGAGCAUCUGUAAAGUGACCUGCACCAAGGGCAGCUGUCAGAACAGCUGCGAGAAGGGGAACACCACCACUCUCAUUAGUGAGAAUGGCCAUGCUGCCGACACCCUGACGGCCACGAACUUCCGAGUGGUGAUUUGCCAUCUUCCGUGCAUGAAUGGUGGCCAGUGCAGUUCAAGGGACAAAUGCCAGUGCCCUCCAAAUUUCACAGGAAAGCUUUGUCAGAUCCCGGUCCAUGGUGCCAGUGUGCCGAAACUUUUUCAGCAUUCCCAGCAGCCAGGAAAGGCAUUGGGGACCCAUGUCAUCCAUUCAACGCAUACCUUGCCUCUGACCAUGACUAGCCAGCAAGGAGUCAAAGUGAAAUUUCCUCCCAACAUAGUUAAUAUCCAUGUGAAACAUCCUCCUGAGGCUUCUGUCCAGAUCCAUCAGGUUUCAAGAAUUGAUGGCCCAACAGGCCAGAAGGUAAAAGAAGUUCAGCAAGGCCAAUCCCAAGUCUCUUACCAAGGGCUUCCCGUCCAGAAGACCCAGACUGUGCAUUCCACAUACUCACACCAGCAGGUCAUUCCGCAUGUCUAUCCUGUGGCUGCUAAAACACAGCUUGGCCGAUGCUUCCAGGAAACCAUUGGGUCACAGUGUGGCAAAGCUCUCCCUGGCCUUUCAAAGCAAGAGGACUGCUGUGGAACCGUGGGUACCUCCUGGGGCUUUAACAAAUGCCAGAAAUGUCCCAAGAAGCCAUCCUAUCAUGGAUAUAAUCAAAUGAUGGAAUGCCUACAAGGUUAUAAGCGGGUUAACAACACCUUUUGUCAAGAUAUUAAUGAAUGCCAGCUACAAGGUGUAUGCCCUAAUGGUGAGUGUUUGAAUACCAUGGGCAGCUACCGAUGUACCUGCAAAAUGGGAUAUGGGCCAGACCCUACCUUUUCAAGUUGUGUUCCGGAUCCCCCUGUGAUCUCAGAAGAGAAGGGGCCCUGUUACCGGCUUGUCAGUUCCGGAAGGCAGUGUAUGCACCCUCUGUCUGUUCACCUCACCAAGCAGCUCUGCUGUUGUAGUGUGGGCAAGGCCUGGGGCCCACACUGUGAGAAAUGUCCCCUUCCAGGCACAGCUGCUUUUAAGGAAAUCUGUCCUGGUGGAAUGGGUUAUACGGUUUCUGGCGUUCAUAGACGCAGGCCAAUCCAUCACCAUGUAGGUAAAGGACCUGUAUUUGUCAAGCCAAAGAACACUCAACCUGUUGCUAAAAGUACUCAUCCUCCACCUCUCCCAGCCAAGGAAGAGCCAGUGGAGGCCCUGACCUUCUCCCGGGAACACGGGCCAGGAGUGGCGGAGCCGGAAGUGGCAACUGCACCCCCUGAGAAGGAAAUACCUUCAUUGGAUCAAGAGAAAACCAAACUUGAGCCUGGUCAACCCCAGCUCUCCCCAGGCAUUUCAACUAUUCAUCUGCAUCCACAGUUUCCAGUGGUAAUUGAGAAAACAUCGCCUCCUGUGCCUGUAGAAGUAGCUCCUGAGGCUUCUACAUCAAGUGCGAGCCAAGUGAUUGCACCUACUCAAGUAACAGAAAUUAAUGAAUGUACUGUGAACCCUGAUAUCUGUGGAGCAGGACACUGCAUUAACUUACCGGUGCGGUACACCUGUAUCUGCUAUGAGGGCUACAGGUUCAGUGAGCAGCAGAGGAAGUGUGUUGAUAUUGAUGAAUGUACUCAGGCCCCACACCUCUGCUCCCAAGGACGCUGUGAAAACACCGAGGGAAGUUUCUUGUGUAUUUGCCCGGCAGGAUUUAUGGCCAGUGAGGAGGGUACUAACUGCAUAGACGUGGACGAGUGCCUGAGGCCUGACGUCUGUGGGGAGGGACACUGCAUCAACACCAUGGGGGCCUUCCGGUGUGAAUACUGUGAUAGCGGGUACCGCAUGACCCGGAGAGGCCGUUGCGAGGAUAUUGAUGAGUGCUUGACUCCGAGUACUUGUCCAGAUGAGCAGUGUGUGAAUUCCCCGGGGUCUUACCAGUGUGUCCCCUGCACAGAAGGAUUCAGAGGCUGGAAUGGACAGUGCCUUGAUGUGGACGAGUGUCUGGAGCCAAACGUCUGCACAAAUGGUUCUUGUUCCAACCUCGAGGGCUCCUACAUGUGCUCCUGCCACAAGGGCUACAGCCCCACGCCUGACCACAGACACUGUCAAGAUAUUGAUGAAUGUCAGCAAGGGAAUCUAUGCAUCCAUGGUCAGUGCAAAAACACUGAGGGUUCCUUCCGAUGUACCUGUGGCCAGGGGUACCAGCUGUCGGCUGCUAAAGACCAGUGUGAAGAUAUUGAUGAAUGUCAGCACCGUCACCUUUGUACUCACGGGCAGUGCAGGAACACAGAGGGCUCCUUCCAGUGUGUGUGUGACCAGGGCUACAGAGCAUCUGCACUUGGAGACCACUGUGAAGAUAUUAAUGAGUGUGAACAGCCAGGGCUCUGUGGGCCUCAUGGGGAGUGUCUAAACACAGAUGGUUCCUUCCACUGUGCCUGUGAGCAGGGCUUCUCCAUUUCUGCGGACGGCCGCACAUGUGAAGAUAUUGAUGAAUGUGUAAACAACACUGUUUGUGACAGUCACGGGUUUUGUGACAAUACAGCUGGCUCCUUCCGCUGCCUCUGUUAUCAGGGCUUUCAAGCCCCACAGGAUGGGCAAGGGUGUGUGGAUGUGAACGAGUGUGAACUCCUCAGUGGCGUAUGUGGUGAAGCCUUCUGUGAAAACGUGGAAGGGUCCUUCCUGUGUGUGUGUGCUGACGAGAACCAGGAGUACAGCCCCAUGACUGGGCAGUGCCGCUCCCGGGCCUCCGGAGUUCUUGUGGGAAGAUUAAACUAUCUCCUCUUUGGUAUUUCUCAAUUUUCCCCCAUAGAUGCCGAUGAAUGCCUACUUUUUGGACAGGAGAUCUGUAAAAAUGGUUUCUGUUUGAACACUCAGCCUGGUUAUGAAUGCUACUGUAAGCAAGGGACAUACUAUGAUCCUGUCAAAUUGCAGUGCUUUGAUAUGGAUGAAUGUCAAGAUCCCAACAGUUGUAUUGAUGGCCAGUGUGUUAACACAGAAGGCUCUUAUAACUGCUUUUGUACCCAUCCAAUGGUCCUGGAUGCUUCAGAAAAAAGAUGUAUCCGACCAACGGAAUCAAAUGAACAAAUAGAAGAAACCGAUGUCUACCAAGAUCUGUGCUGGGAACAUCUGAGUGAAGAGUAUGUGUGUAGCCGUCCUCUUGUAGGGAAGCAGACAACAUACACCGAGUGCUGCUGUCUGUAUGGAGAGGCCUGGGGAAUGCAGUGUGCGCUCUGCCCCAUGAAGGAUUCAGAUGACUACGCCCAGCUUUGUAACAUCCCUGUGACGGGUCGCCGGCAGCCGUAUGGACAGGACGCCUUGGUGGACUUCAGUGAACAGUAUGCUCCAGAAGCCGAUCCCUACUUCAUCCAAGACCGUUUUUUAAAUAGCUUCGAGGAGUUACAGGCUGAGGAAUGUGGCAUCCUCAAUGGAUGUGAGAACGGCCGCUGUGUGAGGGUCCAGGAAGGUUACACGUGUGAUUGCUUUGAUGGGUACCACUUGGAUAUGGCCAAGAUGACCUGUGUUGAUGUAAAUGAAUGUGACGAGUUGAACACCAGGAUGUCUCUCUGCAAGAAUGCCAAGUGCAUUAACACAGAAGGUUCCUACAAAUGUUUGUGUCUGCCAGGCUUCGUCCCUUCUGACAAGCCCAACUACUGCACUCCGUUGAAUACAGCCUUGAAUUUAGAAAAAGACAGUGACCUGGAGUAAAAGAGAAUCUACGUAACCUAAGCCCAUAUACUCUGCACUGUGUAAAGGAAAAGGGAGAAAUGUAUUAUACUUGAGAUAUUGCACCUAACCCAGAAUGUUGGAAAUACGGAAACAGCAGAGAGUUGCGCAUCCUCCAAAGACAAUGAGAGGAUUUGGUAUGAGCCUGACUGGUGUUAACAGACCAAAAGGACAUUUCUCUGAAAAACCAGUAUAUAUAGUCUGUUCAUAUGUAAAAUUCAAUGGAAAAGAGGCAGAACAGUGCUGUUAUUUUAAACAGAAGUUUGUAUUAUUAUGUUGUUUAGUUGUUUUUUUUUCUAUUGCUUAAAUUUGGCAUUUAAAUAGUGGUGGAAAUGUUUUAUAUAAUUUUCAUUUUUUGGUUGUGCAGUUCCUUGGCUACUGUUUUUCUUUUUAAAAAAAUCUCAACUGCAAAAGUUUGAUAAAAUAUUGUUAAGCUGUAUUAUAAGUAUUGUGACCCAGGGUUCUGCUAUUCCUGGUCUGGAGCAUUUUUAAAAUUAAAAUUGUCUGUCCUGUGGAGCAGGCAGUGAUCUUGUUUCAAAACUUUUAUACACAUUUGGAGAAAAAAAAAAAAACUUGAUAUUUUCAGUGUGUUGUCUGAUCUUCCUGUCCAUUCUUAGCCAAGCUGCUAGCAGGUUUCAAUUGGAUACAUUGAGAUGGAAGAAUUUAGGAGCUUACAAUAGUAUUGUGAUAUGUAAAGUAAGUCCAGCAAAUUUUCAAAACUUGAUGAUCUCCAAUAUAUUUACCAUUGUAUGUUAAAGCAAAAUAAAUCACCAUUUUUGUAGAAAAAAUUCUACCUGA
Ictidomys tridecemlineatus (thirteen-lined ground squirrel) is the source of this 5343-nucleotide messenger RNA. NCBI's taxonomy places the organism in Eukaryota, Metazoa, Chordata, Mammalia, Rodentia, Sciuridae. The record is from RefSeq and is a predicted model, not a curated record.